Molecule: messenger RNA, 1314 nt
Organism: Ophidiomyces ophidiicola
Lineage: Eukaryota; Fungi; Ascomycota; Eurotiomycetes; Onygenales; Onygenaceae
Exons: 2
Coding region: 1-1314 (437 amino acids)
Molecular function (GO): oxidoreductase activity
Source: RefSeq, a predicted model, not a curated record
AUGCCUAUGCCACUCAUCUCCCACGCGGUCAGCAAUGGUCUCUCAUCAUUUCCAUACAUAUAUCCCGCUAUCAAGACAGUGUCGGCCAUUGCCACCAUCUCGCUGCUCAAACGAUACUUUGGCGGUGCGAUCAAUAAAUCAAACAGAGUGAUGCACUCGAAGGUGGUUAUGAUUACGGGUGGCACCUCAGGCAUCGGUGCCUCGAUAGUUCACGAUCUAGCAUCUCGUGGCGCUCAGAUAAUUAUUCUCACCCAGCAUCCUCCCACCGAUCCAUUUCUCGUCGACUACAUUGAAGAUGUCCGCGCCAGCACCAACAAUGAACUCAUUUAUGCUGAGCAGGUGGACCUUUCCUCACUCCACUCAAUCCGGCGUUUUGCUACAAAAUGGGUAGAUAAUGCACCUCCUCGACGGCUGGAUAUAGUUAUUCUUUGUGGAAAUACGAUGACACCCCCAUCGUCCUUGGAAUCGCGAAAAUCGGUUGAUGGGCUAAACGAAGAAUGGCAGGUCAAUUACCUAGCAAAUUUUCAUUUAUUAAGUAUAUUAAGCCCUGCACUACGAGCUCAGCCACAGGACCGUGAUAUCAGAGUUAUUCUUGCUACUUGCUCAAGCUACAUUGGAGCGGAAUUGGACUUUGAGACACUGGACGUGAGGACAUUGGAAAAGAGACAGAACUCAAAUCCGAAAAGGCAGCAUGACCACAAAGCUGGUGAAAAAAUCUCGAAUUCUAGCAGCGGCAUAUACGCUACAUCAAAGCUUGCUCUAAUGAUUUUUGCGAGAUCAUUCCAGGCCCACUUGGCAAAUUAUGAUAAUAUAAAACAGCCCAAAAAACUAAGAGCCUGCAAUUCACGUGUACUUGUUGUUGACCCUGGGUUUUCGCGAACACCUGGGACCAGACGAUGGCUUUCUCGCGGGUCACUGUUGGGACUGCUUAUCUACAUUAUUACAUGGCCAAUCUGGUGGUUACUGCUAAAAUCACCCCAGCAAGGGGCACAGAGCUUCCUUUCAGCCGCCAUGGAGCCCACUCUCAGUGCGGUAGGUGAGACGGAGGAAGAUAAGAAGAGGCGAACACUGGGAAUUGCCGGUGGUUGCUUGAUUAAAGAAUGUAAGGAAAGAAUGGUUUUGAGAAACGAGAUUAUGAAUGAUGCGAUUGCCGAGAAACUAUGGAAGUUCAGCCAAGAGCAGAUCCAGGCAGCAGAGAAAGAAAGUGCGUUAAGAAGAGCAGCCGAGAAAAAUAAGGAAAAGGGGGAUCAGAUGGAAGAGAAGAAGGAUGAGUCCGAUAAAAAAGUAUUGUCAAAGGGGAAAAUACAAAAUUAA